Messenger RNA from Rhopilema esculentum, 6946 nucleotides. Its product is annotated as putative sodium-coupled neutral amino acid transporter 11. Lineage: Eukaryota; Metazoa; Cnidaria; Scyphozoa; Rhizostomeae; Rhizostomatidae. Gene Ontology annotation, cellular component: membrane. Gene Ontology annotation, biological process: amino acid transmembrane transport. Gene Ontology annotation, molecular function: L-amino acid transmembrane transporter activity. The record is from RefSeq and is a predicted model, not a curated record.
GGGAAAUAUGAAUGAAAUAAGUUAUAUCCAGAAUAGUUUUCAGGGCACGAGCAAUUGACCCUGGCCCAAAAAGCUUACAACAAUAAUCAUUCUUUAUAAGAAAUAGAAGGGGAAAAACUAUUCACACAAGAAACUCAGAAAAUUCACUGUGCCUGUCCUACUGCUAAAAUUGUCUUCCCUCUGCAAGCUCUUACUAUAAUGACUGUUUAAAAGGUUUUUCGGAUAUUUAUUGGCAAUAUUAGCUUGUAUAUCUGUGAAUUGUUUACACUUCAUGUGUUACUAGUUACUGGAGAAAAGAAAAGCUUAGUACUGGGAACAGCAAGGAAACAAAUUUUGUGCAAUCGCUAAUUGAUAUUUUUCUAGCCAGUUCUUUUGUUCCUAAAGAAAAAGGCAAAAUAGAUGGACUUUAGUUAUUGUGAUAGCAUAUAAAUAUUAUAAGCCUGUUAUAGCAUAUAAAAUAAGCACCAGAGCAUACUUUUGUAGUCUACUUCUCUAGCCCAAAAAAAAAUGCCAGAGAGGCUCGAGACCCCAAGGAGGCAAGCACCUAUGGCUCUUUCUGUUUUUUGUAUGAUCAAGGUAUAACCAAAGACAGGAAAGAGUUUUUUUGGUCAUUCUGCUUUGUAAAUAAGCUUUAUAAAAUCAAUGAAUGUACUUAUACAUUUUCAGUAGAUUUGCCAGCAGUUAAUUAUGGACCCAUUUUAAGAACUGAAAAACAGUGACACCAGAAAAAGCUGUGUUUAUAUACCCUUGUUUGUCUUGUUUCCCCCGAGUUUUUUGCAGUUAAUAACAACUGUCCCAUAGGAUGCCUUAUUUAUCUGCACCAAACUAAUAAAUGACCCUGUUAGGUAAAUACAGAAAAUAUAUCAAAUUAUAAGAUGAAAAGGAAGAAAAUAUCAAUUACAGAAUGCAGUUGAUACCCGGGAUAUAUUGUUACAUAUUUGAAGAUUAAAAGAACACGUGUAGCCUAAUCUUGACCUGUAGCCUGUAGAGUCAUGCAUGUGGUUUCCUUAUGAUCAGGAUUUUUCUUUACGUGCAGUUCUACACAAAUGUGGAGUUCUAAAAACUUGUUGUGCACCUGUAACAGCAGAAACGAACACAGCAGAAAAAAACAAACUUCAAUAAAGGAACAAACGAUAGCAAAAAGUUAUCAACGAUGAUGCUCAAAUUUAACAAACACCUUUUGGAAAAAUGAUAGGUGUAGAAAAACAAUUGAUAGUAAGAGGAUAUAGUGUAAUCAAAACUUCACUAAUGUUUUCAUUUAUGUGUCAAGAACCAGUUUGAACUCAAUAAAAAUCUAGUGCCAAAAAAUUAUAUUGUCACAAGUUUCAAAUUUGAAUUUCACAGACUGUCAACUGUAUACAUACGUUUGUGAUUAAAGCAGGCCUCUUCGGUAAAAAACAACCCAGGCUAUGAAAGGCCCUUGCCAGUUUGGCUGCCUGGGCUAUUCAGCCCUUGCAGAACUGUUGUUAAUUUUUUUACAUUUUAGUAUUUACAAAGGCAAAAAUACAUUACCUUGCCAAUUCUUCAAACAUUUCUCACCUUAAGGAGGCAUUUUUAUGUGUAUUACUACCUUUAAGUUUUGUAUUACCACUACUUACAGGGAGACAAAAGCUUUUGGAACAUAGCUUUUGGAAUAACGCAAAAAAAUUUUAGGUUUUGCUAGUCAAAUGUGACUUUUUGGAAAUACCUAUUUUAUAUGUCAUGACUUGUAAAGAUACUUUUUGGUAUUCAACAGCAUGGUAUAACAUUUCUCAUUUUGAUUAUUUGCAGCAUUAACCACACUUUAUGUUAUUCCUUUCGUGCAAACACAUUCCUAUUGCCUGCGUCUCUGGGAAAGGCCUGACUAAAGACAGCUUCCUGCUUUGGCAUCAUAAAUUUCAUCCGUCUAAUGAGCAUUACUUGAAUAAUAAAGACAAUAUUAAAAUUGUGUUAACAUUAUCUAUCAAAACUCUAUUAAAUGUGUUCCAUUCACUCAAUUUUGUUUCUUGAGAUUCUACACAAUUGAGUUUUGUUACUUUGAGAUGCUUUAUAACCAUUUUCCUUGUUUGUUUAAAAAUUGUUUUUCUAUUUAUAAUAAUGCUUCCAAGUUGAAUUAGAAUCAACAUUAUAAAUCAAUGUGGAAAAACCUUCUUUAAAAUAGAGUGAUAUACACUUUUUCCCAUAGGCCUUGGGGACUGCGGAAGCAGCAGGGAUGGGGACAGAAGGAGCUUUCCCCCCCUCCCCCCCCCCAAUGAUAAUUUCCAAAAUGUACUCAGGACCAUACAAAAAAUGCCCUGCUCUUGGUCUUUUAGCAUGCUCAGCCUCCCAAAAUGUUUUAGGCAAUGAAGUAUGCAUAAUUUCAGAGUCUACCAAUACCAGCAAAUAACAUGCUUUUUAUGCAAACUUGUAAGAACUAAGAAUUAUCCCUUCAACACAGUUCUCUCAAAAAUUUUGUGCAACUUUAAUUUUUCCUUAAAGAAAACCCUUUUCUUAUUCAUGGUUUUUUUCAAAAGGGAGGAGUCAUGAUUAAUAGUUGGUGCUAUGGGGCUAGAUAAAGUUUUUGAAAAGGUCAAAUUAUUUUUAAUGACCCAUCUUAUAUUGACAUAAACUUUGCAAACCCACUACUUUUUCUGAUUUUAUGCCCUCCCAAAUCAAUAUCAGUUUCAGAAAUACAUAUCUGCAAAUGUUUUUGUGGCCCUUCAAUCAUCUGGUCCCAAAUAUAUUUGUGUCAAACCUUUUUAACACAGGCCCUUUGGAUUUUUUAUAAGAAAUUAUUGGUAAUUCUUGCUUGCCUAACCCAAUAUAAAUCUGCUAACUUUAAAGUUGAAAUAAAAAAGUUUUCCUUUGCAUGCUAUUGACAAGUACUGGGUUGUCUGAAAUUCCAACAGAUCAGAAACAUUUCUAUUUACUUUCUCCUACGCGUACCCACUCAAAGAAGUCCCAGGGUACAUACACAGCUUUUUUGGGCACCGCAGAAAAGCGUGCUGCUAUGAAAGGGUGCAGAACUCUAUUUCAAAGAAGCCUUCCGUAUUAGCGAAUGAUUAUCGUCCUUUCAAUUUUAUCCUCUUCAUGCUCUCCUUAAAGUACAGAAUAAGUGAUAGUGGCAUGUUGAUCUGCUUACUUUCUCAUAAGACGGGUUCAAGUUCCCAAAACUGAAAACCGAUGAAUAGCCAUUUUUGUAGUUGAAACAGAAAUGGAUGAAGCUUUGUAGAUUACAAGGAAUUAUGGUUUAUCAAAAAGCUUCUGUUUGGCAUAAACGACUGGCUUAAAGAAUGCUCCAAGACAGCUGUUUGAGGAAAAUGUUUAGGGAUUUUUUCAUGUGGCACUCAAAUAUUUCAAUCAUGCAUGCCAAGACUUAUAAUUAUCCGCCGAAUUAUGCCUGCCCACGUGCUACGAGUGGAAUCGCCGUAAAUCUACUUGAUCUAGUAGAUAACUGUUUCGUCUGUUUGAAGCAAUAAAUCAGUGAAAUCCUGUUUUGAGCAGACUGUUGCUGAAUAAUACGAUAAUCUAUUGAAAAACUGGCGUACAAAUCAGAAGCACGUAGAAGACUAAACCUGUUCGAAUCAGAGCAAGUGACUGGUAGUGCGUGAAUGGGUGCUGAUAAAAUUGAACAAUUACGAAUAAAUGGGCUGGUUAUGAAUGGGCGGGCUAUUGCAUCACGCAUAAUAGGACAGUUGCAGUGAAAGCUAUCCAGAACUAUCCUUGAACAAGUAUCGAAUGCCUGUGCUUGAAACCAACGAAAUGUCUGGUGAAACGGUGCAGCUGCAGGAAAAGGCAAAUGGUGGGGCGAAGGAGCCUUAUGUGGUUGGAGACGAAGAGGGUAAUGUCGUCAUAAAGGACAAUAAGACUAUCAAUGAAUUUGAUCGAUCGAGCAACUUGCCAGAGUCAAUUUUCAAUCUUGUGAACUCUAUUAUUGGCGGUGGAAUAAUAGGAUUGUCGUACUCGUUCAGAGUUGCCGGUCUGCCAAUGGGCCUAAUUCUCCUCGCCUUCUGUGGUGUUAUAACAGAUUUUGCAAUGAUCCUACUGCUCAAGUGUGGUGCUCUUGCAGACAAAUACACAUACCAGGGCAUGGUUGAGGCUGCAUUUGGCAGAAAUGGACUAUACGCCAUCAGCUUUGCGCAGUUUAUUUAUCCAUUGGCAGUUAUGAUGGCCUACGGUGUCGCCAUCUCAGACAACAUCCCAAAAGUCUUUACGCGUACAAUCGGACCUGGUACAAUAUUAUCAAACAGGCAGUUCAUUAAUGGCAUGGCUACGCUGUUGAUCAUCCUACCAUUGUCGCUCCCACGUAACAUUGCCAUUUUGGACAAGUUUUCAGCGUUGUCCAUUGUCUGCGUGUUUUUCUACUCACUGGUGAUCUUAAUCAGAGCCGGAACAUUGGCCCCGUUGACCAUUCCCUCAGAAGACGCCUGGGAUUUCGCAAGAGGCGGAAUGCCACAGGCUUUUGGAGUCAUGGCUUUUGCCUUCGCUUGCAUGCACAAUAUUUACCCAAUGUAUCGUGCCCUCAAGAACACAUCUGUGAAAAGAUACAGCAAAGUUGUCCAUUCAUCAAUUGCUGUUUCGUCUUUAUUCUACAUUGCUGUUGCCCUGGCAGGAUAUAUCACAUUCACCAAUAUGUCACAAGGUAAUUUGUUGAACAAUUAUUGUCCUGACGACGACCUGGCAAACGGCGCACGAUUUAUAUUCGCGUUCACGAUUAUUUUGACAUAUCCCAUUCAAGUUUUCAUCGCACGAGAGGUCAUAGAGGUCGGAUUCUUCAAAGACCGUCCAAAAUCAGUUAUUCGGCAUGUGGCAAUAACCUUUGGGCUGAUAGGUGUGGCCACUGCAGUUUCCAUGGCAACUGAUUGCCUUGGCCUUGUUAUUGAAAUAGCUGGGUGUUUCUCAGCAUCGCCGUUAGCCUUUAUAUUUCCACCAUUGUGCUACAUGAAGUUAAAAAACAAAGGUUACCUUCGACGUAAGAACAUAAAGCUUUGGCUUCUGGCCAUAUUUGGUGUGGCUGUCAUGAUUCUUGGUACAACGAUGGCCAUUGUAACCCAAGCUGGUAACUGCGCUUUCACUGAAACCCAGCGAUACUGGUGUCAAGGAAACGGCCUGAAAACCGUCAACAUGUCUUCAAAUGGCAACCUCACUACCACCGCGCUGCCCUUGAAUGCGACCAGAAGUAUGUCAUUUGUGUAGAGUUAGUUAAUUAUGAGAAGUAGUAAACAAUAGUAGAAUUUAUGAAGACAUUUAAUAGAAAUCAAUGCACGAAAUUGCAAUAUUGGUUUUGGUUGUCCUAUUUGGAGUGACCGACGCUUAGAAUACUAUUAAAUCAGCUCUGAGUGGUUUAUUAGAAGAAUUGAAUUAUGGUAUUUUUGUGUUUUUGUAGUUUGCAUCAGUAUGGGUUUUGUUAGUUCGUUAGAAUGGUAGUAUGACGUUGUAUUCUAUCUUAAACCUUGCCAUUGAUAGAAUGCAUAUCGUUUCUGAAAUAUGUAGUGCACUGUUUUGAGUCUCUUUAGGCUUCAACUAGAAAACAAAAACAAAGAUUGCAGAACCAGUCAUCAAAUAGGGCAAAAACUAAAGCACGCCAGUCUGUUUUAGAUUUUAGGAGACGUUCCUUUUUAUCACUAUAUUUCAGUAGGUAAUGUCAGUUAAGCUUUAGAGAUCGAAAUAGUCCCCAAAACAAAAGAUUUAUAAACAAAUUAUGAGUUGGUUGAAGUACUUUUAUCUUGAUCACAGCAGAGGUUUGAGCAGUAAAUAUUAAAUCGCUGAGUUCAUCAGCCUGGCUGAUCAAAGAGCUUGGUAUACAUGCCAGAUGGAAUUUUUCACUUCUACUUCUUGCAUUCAUUCAUAUCCCUGCAAUUAUUAUAAUAUAAGGGUAAAAUAGAUGAAUAUUAUGUAUAUUUUACUUAUAUAGUUUGUUCAUAGUUGUGUUUGCUUUGCUUUAUUUGUUAGUAAAAUGUUAGUUUUUAAGUAGUCUAGGACGGCAAGUUUCUUUAGUGCCCGUUGGACGGUAUGUUUGGUUCUUUGCGGCGGAAAUAUCGUGGCUUGAUGAUCGAUCGAUUGUACAACACUCGAUAAACUUAUGCCUAUCAUAAUUGUGGUUGUUUCUUUCAAGAGAACAAAUAUUCUCCAAAGAUAUUUCGAAUGUCACAAAUGCAUUUGCCUACACAAUUUCCCAAGGCUUAGGGGCGGACACCUGAUCAAAUAUUGGGGGGGCAAGCCUAUUGUUUUAAUAAGAUGACGUCACAUUUCCCAUUGUUUUAGAACAAAAGACCAUUGUCCUCUAAAAUAUUGGGGGUCGCCCCCCCCCCCCCCCGCUACUGCCAAGGCUCAAUAGUCCAAAUCAUUCCAUAUCCCUUUCGUCUAAAAACACUGAUUGUAAGUAUGCGAUCUAUAAUAAGUAACUGCUUGCUGUCGGAGUGUUUAGACAUUUUAUCCCCAAUCAACGAGAUUCUGCUUUAACUCUCAACCAGUAGAAAUCCUCCCACAGGCUAAGCUGCAAUCCAUCGUUUCUCAUUCAAGGUGCACAAAACAGUCUUUUCAGUAAAAGACAAGACAUGCUUAGGUGCAGAAGCCUGAUGAUCCGUGGCAUGGUCAUCAAAUGGGUGGAAAUAAGUUAAUCGCUGUUCGGUUUCCUUUCAUCCUAGAAGAGGAUUUAAGGAAAUACGGACACAGAUCUUGACUUCAGGCGAAAUAGCCACAAAUCGUUCUCUUUAUUAUUUAAGUUCGUGAUUAUUUCUUCUGCAAUCAUAACUCGUAAAUUCUUGUAGGAAAAUUCUUUUUAAAGCUUCGUCGAUAUUCAAUAUAGUUUAAACUUUAAUGUUUUUAACAUAAUAGAUAUUUAAGCAGUUUUACCAUAUGCAGAUGUGUCAAAACUAUGUAGAUAUAUGUAUUCCCGUAAUAUUUGUUGUUUCUGAAUUAUCAAAGUUCGUUUUGACCUAAACUUGUUAUUAUAUAAUUUUAGAAUAGAAAAUUUGCGUCAAACUGA